This is a messenger RNA of Myxocyprinus asiaticus (Chinese sucker), 3702 nucleotides long. Its product is annotated as potassium voltage-gated channel subfamily V member 2-like. Gene Ontology annotation, biological process: protein homooligomerization; potassium ion transmembrane transport. The coding region runs from base 102 to 1721 and encodes 539 amino acids. The transcript is spliced from 2 exons. The record is from RefSeq and is a predicted model, not a curated record. Gene Ontology annotation, molecular function: delayed rectifier potassium channel activity. Lineage: Eukaryota; Metazoa; Chordata; Actinopteri; Cypriniformes; Catostomidae. Gene Ontology annotation, cellular component: voltage-gated potassium channel complex; membrane.
UGUAAUAGUUUUUAGUUUUCAGUGACAAGACAGUAAAUCUUCCUGUCAUUUACAUUUAAGUUUUCUACCCUUUUUGCUUUUCUUUUUUAAUAACUGUUAUAAUGGAUAAAACUAGAAGACAUCUUACAAAACUGAAAAAGAGACGAUCAAGUCUUUUUGCAAGUGUCAAACUUAAUGACAGUUUUUCACAGAGCAUAGAGGAGGAAGAGAGUGCCUUUCCUUUUUCACAGGACAGCUCUGUGAAACCAUGGACGUCGAUGGACAACCUCGAUACACCAUCACCUAAAUCAAGAGACACAAGAGAUCAAGUAAAGUGGAAAGGCAGCGAGAAUGAAGCACUCAAGGUUCCACACCGGCAUUCAACAGUGAUCAACGUUAAUGUAGGUGGUAAACUCUUCACCAUUCCCAAGCACCUGGCUAUCAGAUACCCCCGAACCCGAAUAGGCACCUUAGCCCUGUGCAAAGAUCCCGUCAAGCAGCUAACACUCUGCGAUGACUACUGUGUGCUUACUAAUGAGUUCUUUUUUGACCGAGAUCCUACUUUCUUCCACUACAUCUUCCACUUCUACUGUAGCAAUGUGCUAUGGGUAAUGGAGAGCCUGUGUCCCAUCAAUUUUGAGGAGGAGAUGAAGUUUUGGGGUCUACACUUGAGGGACACUCCCCGCUGUUGCCGCAUUCUCUACGAGGAGAAAGUAGAUGAGAUAAGAGACCAGCUAAAAGUGAACAGGGAACUUAUGGCUGAAAUAGAGCCUGUGCACAAUGAGGAUGGUUUCAAGACAAUGUUUUUAGGUGGUGUUCGAAAGACAUUAUGGGACCUGAUGGAGAACCCGUACUCCUCGAUGGCCGCUAAGUCCUUUGCUGUGUUCUCCAGCCUCUUUGUCCUCAUUUCCAUUGUAGCAAUGACUCUAAAUACUGUGAAUGAAUUGAAAGAUUAUAAGGUCUAUGGAAGAACCUAUAUGGAGUGUGUUGAGAUCACUUCAAUUCUCUUCUUUACCUUUGAGUAUUUCCUUCGCCUACUGACUACGUGCGAUGUCAUGCAUUUUUUGAAGAGUGCACUUAAUUUUGUAGACUUAGUGGCUGUCAUGCCUUACUUUAUCCAGCUGUUAUUUGAGGCUUUUGCUGACCAAGAAGAUCUUAGUGUCCAAGAUGACUUGAAGACAAUGGCGAGAGUUAGCAAAGUCAGCAAAGUGCUUAAAGUUGUCAAACUCAUGCGAAUCUUUCGGAUUCUGAAACUGGCAAGGCAUUCAACAGGCAUGCGGGCAUUUGGCUUCACUCUUCGUCAGUGUUUUGAACAGGUCUGCUGCCUGUUUCUGUUCAUUAUCAUGGGCAUCUUCACAUUCUCUGCCCUAAUGUACUCAGUGGAGCAGGAUGUUGCUGGAAGCCCCUUCAGCAGUAUUCCAGAUGCCUGGUGGUGGGCAGCGGUGAGCAUCUCCACUGUGGGCUAUGGAGAUGUGGUGCCCAUCUCUUACUCUGGUCGAGUGGUGGCCUUUGGGUGCAUAUCUUUUGGCAUUAUUCUGAAUGGAAUGCCAAUCUCCAUCCUGUUUAACAAAUUUUCUGACUAUUAUGCCAAGCUGAAGGCCCAGGAGUGCACUAACACUACAGUCCGACAGGCUGUGCACUUCAAGAAAAGAUUGCGAAGGAAAUUUGAAAAUUGCUUUGAGCCACCAGCUGAGGAUUCUGAUGAGGACAACAGACAUCACGUCAGCCUGUGUCAGCACUGAACGUCCUUGUCACUUUCCUGCCUUCAUUGUCCUUGUUCUCAGCCUGCCUUGAAUUAAAUAGGGAUUUAAGAGAUGGUAGAACGGCAGGUUAAAGGAAGUGAAGCGAUAAGCUUUAAGAUGGCUUACAAAUGGCAUGUCAUAGAGGGUCUUUUGUGAAACAACUUAUGCUGAUUUUAAAACACAGUGUCUUUAAUGUCAUUUGUUGAUUUAUAAGUUAAUUUCAGAGCUAACAAAUGGAUUCAAAUAAAUUGUCAUUGCAACCUAGGAUUUAGAUAUUUUUAUCACUUGCCUUCCUCAAUUUAAACAUACAAGUAAGUGAUUUCUGAGGGUAAAGUGAUCCUUAUUUGGCCUUCAGACAACUUUGGUGUACAGUAUAUGUGAGUGUUGCUUUUAACUAGGUUCAUGGGUCAGAAAAAUGGGUCUCAAAGUAAGAAAUUUGAUAUAUUUUGAAAUAUUCCUUUAGGCCUAUCUAAUUAUGGGUUCAGUGCCAACACAGACAACAUGACCUGUAGCUGUCAGAUGUAUUCAGUAGGUUGUUAAAUGUAUAGGUAAUAUGAUGUGGGUUUUCAUGUUAAAAUACUACAACCAACUCUUAAAACACUGAAUGUGAAGGAAAUACUUCAAACAACUCCAAACCUUGACUAUAUUUAAAACUUCUGUGAUGGUAGACAGGGAAGAGCUGCAUAAUCUAACUUAGAGACUGGCCAGUUGUAAAAAUAUAUUCUAGCAGAGCACUGUAAUCGUAUUAUUUACAGCUACUUUUGUAUUUGUAUUUGAUAUUGAUUUGAUUUUAUAGGUAACAGCCAUAAUUUAGACCUUAGUUUAGACUGAGAUUGUUUUUUUAGUUGAUCGGUUAAAUUGAACUAUUAGCUAUAAUAGGAUGACACUUUAUGCCCUCAUAAAGGUAAAAAAUGCCCCUGAAAAUCAGUUCCAGGGAGUAAAUAUUGCCCUUUAAUAAAAAUAAAAGUUAAUUUCUGAACCUUGCUAGGCUCCCUUCUUUGUGCAAUUGGAGACCAUGAUUUUCAAAGGCUAUUGUUAAAACAGCUGAGAAAAUAAAUUGUAUCUUCUUUUCUUUGCUCACCUCAUCAUAUACAACAGACAAAAGAGGGUUAAUGUUGAUCGUAGUACUACAACAAAUAGCAUUUUUUGCUUGAUUCAUUUGAACAUUAGAUUUUAAUAAUCUUACGUUAAGGACUUUAUCACCUUUUCAGAUUAAUUUACAUUUAGACUAUUUUUUAAAUUAUGUACAAAGAUAACACAAGAUCUGGAGGGUGAUUUCCACUAUCAUUUUGUUAUCUGUAAUUGUUGUUUAUUUAUAAUUGUUGUUUAUAAGAAUUACAUAAAGAGCCACUCAGUUACAAGAAUCCUAUUAAUUUCUGUUCCCUAAAACUUUUCUUAAGUAUAAUCCUAUAUAACUAUAUUAUAUUACUAUGUGAAACUCAUUCUAUUCUAUUCUAUUUUGUGAAUCUUUUUAAAAGAUAUAUAGAUCCCCAUUGUUCUGUAUUACAUAACAGCAUAUUUCUUAUUCCUACAACCGGCAUAUAGUGGAAAAGCAAUAAAAAAAUCCAUGGAUAUGAAAAUUGUUUCUUUAAGAUCAUAAGAGAGAACUAGUUGACUGUAUGUAUGUCACUUUAUAAAUAAUUAAAUAUAAACAUUAAUGGAGAGCCUUAGGCUCCAUGACACUACAUGUAAAUGAAACCAGUAACAUUUUAUGUAUUUAGCCCAUGCAAAAUGUGAAUCUCAGAGGAGUCCCUUUCCUGAGGCUCAGUCUAAAGUCUUUGUUUAUAUUGCUCUUAAUGUUUUCCCAUGAACGUCUUCAAUUUUCAUCUCCUCAGAAAACAAUCUAAGCACUGAGCAAGCACGUAAGCUACUGUCAGUGAGAAGUCAAGUGAUCGGACUUAAUGUCUAAUAGGAUUUAAGGAUCAAUAGGACCUGUGAUGCCAGUGUUUUGAGUGAAAUGUUCAACACCAAUUAAAGGAAU